Molecule: messenger RNA, 1479 nt
Organism: Hypomesus transpacificus
Lineage: Eukaryota; Metazoa; Chordata; Actinopteri; Osmeriformes; Osmeridae
Product: serine-threonine kinase receptor-associated protein-like
Exons: 10
Coding region: 483-1475 (330 amino acids)
Biological process (GO): spliceosomal snRNP assembly
Cellular component (GO): SMN complex
Molecular function (GO): RNA binding; protein binding
Source: RefSeq, a predicted model, not a curated record
GUCCCAUUGUGAUGUGACGUUGUGAACUGACUUGUGUCUCUGAUUUGUUAGUUUUUUACUAGUGUAUAACCGCUAUCCUACCCCUAAAAAAAACAGUACUUGUCUGCUUAAUUGUCUGCAUAUAUUUUCCCUUAACAAGCCGUUCUAGAAAUGUUGUCAGCCCUCUAUGUAGCCUACUUCCUCUGUGCCAAAAUUGUGUGCAACUGUUCUCUUCACACAGCGUUGCUAAGCUAGCUAACAAGCUACAGUGUAGCCGGCAGUGGACCGCUUUUUGCGAUACCACUGAGCUGAUACAUUGGAUUUGUCUUCGAUUGACCUCUUGCAUGGCUUAUAGUUAGCAGCGAAAGUGAUCGAGAAUCAUUGCAACACAUCUCUUUGUCUUCCGCUUAUAGCCCUUGAAUUUAAUCAGCCUUUCACUGUACGUUGUAGUAGCGUAGCUCGGUAAAAUAGCUAAUCCAACGCUUGUACAGUUAACGAGCAACAUGGCAAUGAGACAGACACCCCUUACCUGUUCUGGACACACGAGACCAGUUGUGGAUUUGGCAUUUAGUGGAAUAACACCUUAUGGAUACUUUCUCAUAAGUGCUUGUAAAGAUGGCAAACCUAUGUUGCGUCAAGGGGAUACAGGGGACUGGAUUGGAACAUUCCUUGGCCAUAAGGGAGCAGUGUGGGGGGCCACUCUGAACAAGGAUGCCACCAAGGCAGCAACGGCUGCAGCAGACUUUACUGCGAAAGUAUGGGAUGCAGUGUCAGGUGAUGAAGUCUUGACCCUGGCCCACAAACACAUUGUCAAAUCUGUAAACUUCACACAGGACAGUAACCACCUGCUGACAGGGGGAAACGACAAGGUGUUGCGCAUUUAUGACCUGAGCAAACCAGACGCGGAGCCUCAGGAGAUUGCGGGUCACAACGGCGCCAUCAAGAAAGCUUUGUGGUGCAAUGAAGACAAACAGAUUUUAUCAGCUGCCGACGACAAAACAGUCAGACUGUGGGACAGGAGCAGUGCAGAGGUGCUGAAGAGUCUGUCCUUCGAUGCAUCUGUGAGCAGUAUGGAGUACAUACCCGAUGGACAGAUUGUUGUCAUUACCUACGGCAAGACCAUUGCUUUUUACAAUGCCCUCAGCCUAGAGCUCAUCAAGACAGUGGACGCUCCAGCCUCCAUCCACUCUGCCUCGCUUCAUCCAGAGAAGGACUACUUUGUUGCAGGAGGAGAUGACUUUAAGCUCUACAAAUACGACUACAGCACUAAGGAGGAACUAGAAUCAUACAAGGGACACUUUGGGCCAGUCCACUGUGUACGCUUCAGCCCAGACGGAGAGCUGUACGCCAGCGGCUCAGAGGACGGGACGCUGCGACUGUGGCAGACAGCUGUGGGGAAGACUUACGGCUUGUGGAAAUGUUUACUGCCAGAGGAGUUGAUUUCAGAAAGUUCUGAGACGACCUACCCUGCACCUGCUCCUGAAAUCAAGGCCUGAGAUG